UUACAAGUUCAUUGAUUUGGUUGAUCUUGUAUAAUUACAAGAGUACCCUCAGUGCCAAGAGAUCCGUAUAACGGCUGACUGAUGAAUAAUAAUAAUAACUUCUCUGGGUCUUAGAAAAAAGGCAAAUCAUUUCAAAGCGAAAGGCAAAGGGAAAACGUAAAGAGGGCAGAGCCCUUCUUCUUCUUCUCCGAGAAGGAGCUUGCAGCCUCUGUCUUUUCAAGGAUUCUUUUCGAUGCCCAGUUGAUAAAGGAAGCGACUUUAUUUUAACCAACGAGAUUUUAUCAUCAGGGUUGGUUAAUUGGUUUGUUAAUUUGACAAGGAUCACUGAUCACCCUCUUGAGAACAUCUCGAGCUUUCCCAGAUCUAUCGGAGCUCCUGGGUUUAUAAAUCGCUGACUUCACAAAUCGAUGGGAGCAGUGGCUGCGUGGGUUGCUACAGAGAACACAGAUCAACUGCCACCACUCUGAAGGAUCCACCCUCCAAUUCCAUUGCUCGACCGUGUAAGAAGCCAAGUGUCUCCGAAGAUUUCUGGUCAACAAGCACUGUUGAUAUGGACAACAUCACCUUCCCUUCACAGGGGAGCUUAUCAUCUAACCAGACUUUUGAUUCUCAGUCUGGUGCUAGAAACUCUAAUGCUCCUCCUGAGUUUGUAAAUCAAGGUCUUCUUCUUUGGAAUCAGACACGGGAGCGAUGGGUGGGCAAGGAAAAACCCAACAACCCGGCGGAUCGCAAUCAUGGAACCAAGUUAAAUUGGAACACAGCAACGUAUGAUAGCUUGCUUGGGAGCAACAAGUUAUUUCCCCAACCCAUUCCUCUCACCGAAAUGGUGGAUUUUCUAGUGGACAUAUGGGAACAAGAAGGUCUAUAUGACUGAUGAAACAAGACUUGGAAGAUACACAUACACACUGGUUCGGGCAUUUCCGAUUUUUUUCUUUUCGGUUUUGUUUUCGUUUCUUAAAGCCCUUGUUGUUGUUACCACUUACCAUCUUUCAUUUGGAGUUGAUCGAGAAUACUGGGAAAUGUGGCUCAUACGUUUUCACCGUAAAUGAGAAAUAUCCCUUAUUAUACCA
Arabidopsis lyrata subsp. lyrata is the source of this 1070-nucleotide messenger RNA. RefSeq lists its product as uncharacterized. NCBI's taxonomy places the organism in Eukaryota, Viridiplantae, Streptophyta, Magnoliopsida, Brassicales, Brassicaceae. The record is from RefSeq and is a predicted model, not a curated record. Bases 551 to 874 code for a protein of 107 amino acids. The transcript is spliced from 6 exons.